GACGGGGCCGAGGAGAGCGAGAGGCAGUAUUUUCGCUGUAGCUGCCACCGCUGCUGUCGUCGCCGCCACCAUUGCCGGCCCUGGCACCACGAACGCGGGGAGGAGCCGAGGCCCCGGGGCAUGGCUCUCCCGAGGGCUUGGGGUGAUGGGCUCUUGACCUCUUCGUCCCUCAGCGGGGACGAGAGAGCAGGCUAUGCCAAGAAGAAAAGGAAAGCUGCAGAGAUUCACCAAGCCCUGAGCAGUGAUCCUACUGAUGUAGCUGCGCUUCGACGCAUGGCAAUUAGUGAAGGUGGGCUCCUGACAGAUGAUAUCCGACGAGAAGUGUGGCCAAAACUUCUCAAUGUCAACAUACAUGACCUCCCUCCUCCACCAGCGAAGGAGCUACGGGAAGAUAGCAAGGACUACCAGCAAGUACUUCUAGAUGUGAGACGUUCUUUACGACGAUUCCCUCCUGGCAUGCCUAGUGAACAAAGAGAAGGGCUCCAAGAGGAGUUGAUUGACAUCAUUUUGUAUGUUUUGGAACGAAAUCCCCAGCUGCAUUACUACCAGGGCUACCAUGACAUUGUGGUCACAUUUCUGCUUGUUGUGGGUGAGAGACUGGCCACAUCAUUAGUAGAGAAACUCUCUACUCACCACCUCAGGGAUUUCAUGGACCCAACAAUGGACAAUACCAAGCAUAUAUUAAACUACCUGAUGCCCAUCAUAGAUCAGGUGAAUCCCGAGCUCCAUGACUUCAUGCAGAGUGCGGAGGUGGGGACCAUCUUUGCACUCAGCUGGCUGAUCACCUGGUUUGGCCAUGUCCUGUCUGACUUCAGGCAUGUGGUACGGUUGUAUGACUUCUUCCUGGCCUGCCACCCUCUGAUGCCCAUUUACUUUGCUGCUGUGAUUGUGUUGCAUCGAGAGCAAGAAGUGCUCGAUUGUGAGUGUGACAUGGCCUCUGUUCACCACCUCCUGUCCCAGAUCCCUCAGGACUUGCCCUAUGAAACUCUGAUCAGUAGAGCAGGAGAUCUCUUUGUUCAGUUUCCUCCCUCUGAGCUUGCCAGGGAAGUGGCUCAGCAGCAAGCUGAGAGAACAGCAGCCUCUACCUUUAAAGACUUUGAGCUGGCAUCUGCCCAGCAAAGGCCAGACAUGGUAUUGCGGCAGCGCUUCCGAGGAUUCUUGCAGCCUGAAGAUCGGACAAAAAAUAUCCUGACCAAACCAAGGACCAAUCGCUUUGUGAAGCUGGCAGUGAUGGGCCUGACUGUGGCUCUGGGUGCAGCUGCUUUGGCAGUGGUGAAGAGUGCUCUUGAAUGGGCCCCUAAAUUUCAACUACAGCUAUUUCCCUGACAACUGGGGAGGAGGCUCCUAUUAUUUUAAAUCAAGCCUCUCACCCUUCCAUGGGAAGAUUGGGAGGAAGUUAGCAUUCCUUUAUUAAAAGGGUUUAUGUCAAGGGUUUUCUAAUUCCCACUCCCCUACCUACCCUGUCCAUGAUUUGCCUUUACUUCAGGGGCUAAUGGAAGGGCUCCCCCAACACCACAGGCUUUUUAGGGCCAUGGUAUUAAACCUCUAUAUCUCUGGUCAUUAAGCAGUGGGUUUCUUAUUAGGAAGAUGGCUGCCACCUUCCCCUAUGACAGGGGAAUUGAGUUUAUUUAACGCCCUCUUGUCUUUGGAGCUCACUGGAACUGGGCUCACUUGAAUUGAGAGACCAGUAGUAACCUAAGCCACUGCAAGCCUCUUGUCCUUACUGCAGGGGCUUUUUUAACAAAGGAGGAAGGAACUGUCACAGUAGUUGAGUGGUUGGAAGAAGGAUGAGCAAAAGCCAGAGAGGGUCUGCAGGUUUUCAGUUGGAGAAGAGAGAAAAUUCUUAAACAGAACUGAUCAUGGGAUCCUGAUAAUCCAUUGGCCCCCAUACUUUAAUUUCCACGUUCACUUUCUGAGGUCUCCAAUCAGUGAAGCUUUGACAUGACCCAGUUAGCCAAGGAUUCAGUGUUAAUUUUUUCCAUCUUCCCAGUACAGUUGGUUGAGAAACAAAAGGACAGGUAUGAAAUAGGUCACUGGGCGAAUCCUACCUAUUCCCAGCCCAGGGAUCCCUUGGGCACAUCCUGUCAAGUGUAAGUGGGUAAUGAUUAUUUGGAUUCAAUCCUGAGUUGAUCUUGUCCUCUCUUCUCCCUCUCCCCCAGCUGCUGCCCCUUACGCUGGCCCCUGAGCCACAUAAUAGCUUAUAAAAGCCAUCUUAUUACUAUUUUUGGAAUAUACAUAUAAACUUGCUUUACAAAUUUUCUUUGUCCAUGGUAAAAGAGCUACUAACUUAGAAGGAGGGACACAAGGCCCAGAAAACUUCUUGCCCUAAAGUAUUUUUGUAUGUCAGCCCAAAUUGGUAUUUGUAAACAGUCCAAAACACUCUCCCCUCAACCUCUCAAUGUCUUGGGCUUUUCUCUAGUAGUUUGCCCUUCUCUCCAAAAGAAAUGCCCACUCACUACCUCUUUGUCACUUCAUGGGUUUAGUUCUAUCUCUCCCCCAGGCAAUUUCUUAUUUUGUAGGGACUAUUGCUAGAAAUUGGCCAUUACUUUCUGAGGGGCAAACUGUAGUCUCUAUGGAGCUCAGCAGGAGCCUGGAGGAAUCAAACCCAAGCUCCCAAACUUGUGGCACUAGAUGUGGGGGAAGCAAGUUUAAAUCCACCAGUCUUUAGAAAGUGGCUUUUCCAAUACCCAAAGUCAAGUUGACUCUGACUAGAAAAAAAAAGUGCCUUUUCUGCUUCUUUAGAGAAACUGGGGUGUCAAAUGUGAAAUAGUCACUCAGCCAUCUUCCCUUAAAUCUUUCCCAUCUCCUCUGCACAGCUUUCUUUAAUAGCUAUUUUGUUACAAGUGACGGUGUCAGAUGCACCGCCCUAGCAAAUCCUGCUUUCACUCCUUUCUCACCCAGAAACCUUUGCCAAGGCUGACCACAUGGAGGGCAUGGGAUGGGUGAUUUAAUUUUGGGGCAGAGGCCUUCCCAAAGGGUAGGCAGGGUGUCAAACAUUGAAUUUUCACUAAGCACUUUAAAAGAAACUGAAGCAGGAUGAAGGGAGGAUCCUGUGAAAUCCUUCUUAAGGUUUGACAAGAAUGGCCAAACCAGGUGAUGAGAAUCACCCCCAGGGGCCUAGGGGUGGCCUAGCUUGAGGUGGUUGGAUUCCAGGGGGCCAUCCUUGUGAUGUGAACCACAAAGGAAAUUCUUCCUGAGUGAAGAGAGUGGAACCCCAGCCAGGUUAUGUCAGGAGAAGGGAGAAUGGGCAGCAGCAUAGUAGCCUCUUGCUAUGGGGAGGCUGACCUCUUACAAUGAUAAAGGUGUUGGUUAUUAGUAGGGAAGAAGUGAAGUCAGAAUCCUAAAAUUGUAUCACUCCACCCAACCCAAAGGCUUCCUAAAAGGAAAAUAAACCAGCUUUUCAUACCCUGAGGGGGAAAAGGAAGGAAAGUUCACUUGCCUUGCGCCUUUGUUGAGGCUGAGGAUGUCCUUUUGCCAAGGAGGAAAAAAAAGCAUUCUCUCCUAUCUUCAGGUGAUUUACUUAUUCUGUAAAGAAUAUAUAUGUGUAAAUAUGAUUUGUACAGAUCCCUGUAUGAAAUAAACAGCCAUGUGUGGUUACUAAAAAGG
Gracilinanus agilis (Agile Gracile Mouse Opossum) is the source of this 3606-nucleotide messenger RNA. It is a transcript of the gene TBC1D20, whose product is annotated as TBC1 domain family member 20. Gene Ontology annotation, cellular component: endoplasmic reticulum membrane. Gene Ontology annotation, molecular function: GTPase activator activity. The record is from RefSeq and is a predicted model, not a curated record. Lineage: Eukaryota; Metazoa; Chordata; Mammalia; Didelphimorphia; Didelphidae. The transcript has 8 exons. Bases 121 to 1326 code for a protein of 401 amino acids. Gene Ontology annotation, biological process: positive regulation of GTPase activity; endoplasmic reticulum to Golgi vesicle-mediated transport.